Messenger RNA from Sclerotinia sclerotiorum 1980 UF-70, 684 nucleotides. RefSeq lists its product as hypothetical. NCBI's taxonomy places the organism in Eukaryota, Fungi, Ascomycota, Leotiomycetes, Helotiales, Sclerotiniaceae. The transcript has a single exon. Bases 1 to 684 code for a protein of 227 amino acids. The record is from RefSeq and is a predicted model, not a curated record.
AUGUCACAGCAGACAUUAAGACACCUGCUAGGACGACAAUCUGAAAGCUUCAAUUUGCUCGAAGUCGCAUUCUUGACAGCGGCGCUCGAAUCUGCAUUAUACUACGAAACGCGGAUGCGUUCUGCUCCAGCCUUCGAUAACAAGUUUAAUCUACUGUCACACGCGAUCCAGCUGGCAAAGUCCGACGGACUCUUCCUCGAGUUUGGAGUUGGAGCUGGCGAAACCAUUAAUCAUAUCGCAAUGCAGAUCGACAAAGACAGGAUAGUUUUUGGCUUCGAUUCAUUCACGGGCCUACCCGAGACUUGGCGCACUGGUUUCGUCGAGGGAAAGUUUGCGCAGAGCACACUUCCAGCCGUGCCUUACCAUGUGACGCUGAUUAAGGGUAUCUUUGACGACACUCUACCUGCAUUUUUAGAGACGAAUCUGGGUCCGGUCGCGUUCCUACAUGUCGAUUGCGACCUGUAUUCGUCGACAAAGUCCUUGUUGAAACAACUUGCUCCUCGUAUUUGUGAAGGUACUAUUAUUGUAUUCGAUGAGUAUUUCAACUUUCCUGGUUGGCAGCAAGAUGAGUAUAAGGCUUUUCAAGAACUUGUUGCAGACUGUGGCCUAAUCUAUGAUUAUAUCGGCUUCGUGCCAAGCCAUCAGCAGGCUGCGGUCUGCAUCACGAAAAAACAAAAUUCAUGA